Chionomys nivalis (European snow vole) is the source of this 1521-nucleotide messenger RNA. RefSeq names its product tripartite motif-containing protein 30A-like. Lineage: Eukaryota; Metazoa; Chordata; Mammalia; Rodentia; Cricetidae. Gene Ontology annotation, molecular function: zinc ion binding; protein binding. The transcript is spliced from 7 exons. The record is from RefSeq and is a predicted model, not a curated record. Bases 7 to 1521 code for a protein of 504 amino acids.
GCAACAAUGACCUCAUCAGUCCUGGGGAUGAUCAAGGAGGAGGUGACCUGUCCUAUCUGUCUAGAGCUUCUGAAAGAACCUGUGAGUGCCGAUUGUGACCACAGCUUCUGCCGAGCCUGCAUCACACUGAACUAUGAGUCCAACAAAGGCAAAGAAGGGGAAGGCAUCUGCCCUGUGUGCCGAGUGAGUUACCUGUUUGGGAAUCUGAGGCCUAAUAGGCAUGUGGCCAACAUAGUGGAGAGGCUCAAGGGGUUCAAGUCCAGCCCAGAAGAGGAACAGAAGGUGAAUGUUUGUGUACAGCAUGGAGAGAAACUCCAGCUCUUCUGUGAGAAGGACAUGGUGGCCAUCUGCUGGCUUUGUGAGAGAUCUCAGGAUCACCGUGGUCACCAAACUGCACUUGUUGAAGAGGUGGCCAGUAAGUACAAGGGGAUGCUCCAGGCUGCCUUGGAGCUGCAGAUGGCUAAUGAGGAAAGAUGUGACCAGUGGAAAGAUGAACUUCACAAGAAGAGAACUUUCUGGAAGAACCAAAUACAGAGUGGUGUAGAAAAUGUCCACAAGGAGUUUAGAGAAAUGCGAGAAUUCCUGUAUUCGGAGGAGAAGAAUAAGCUGCAGAAGCUGAUGCAAAAAGAGGAAGACAUUGUCAAAAGACUGGAAGAAUCUGAAAAUGAGCUGGAGAAGCAGAGGGAGUCAGUGAGAGACCUCAUCUCAGAUCUUGAGCAUGGAUUGCAGUGCUCAACCAUAGAGAUGCUGCAGGGUGUGAAUUGUGUCCUAACGAGGAGUCAGAACUUAAGACUGAAACAGCCCGAAAUCGUCUUGAGACCUGAAAUUGUCUUGAGAAGACAGAGAAGGAUCUUCCGAGCUCCAGAUCUGAAAGACAUGCUGCAAGUGUUUCAAGAGCUCCGGGAAGCCCAGAACCACUGGGUUCACGUGAUCCUGCCUCAACUCAGCAAUAAAAACAUUGUCAUUAAUGUGGCCCAAAGACAAAUACAACAUGGAAGUGGUUGUAGAAGAAAUUUUCAAGUUUCUGAUUCCUAUAAUUUAGGUGUCCUAGGGUAUCCAGCUAUCUACUCAGGGAAACAUUACUGGGAAGUAGACGUGUCUAGAUGUGAUGCCUGGAUCCUGGGAAUAAAUGAUGGAAGAUGUGCUAAACCCCAGCUUCAUGCAGUGAAUGAAAAGGGCUUCAGAGUCAUAAAAAAUUCUAUUGUUAAACAGGAUGUAAAAUAUCAGCCCAAAUAUGGCUACUGGGUUAUAGGAAUUACAAGCAGGUCUGUAUAUAAUGUCUUUACAGUGGGCCCUGUCCCUCGAAAAGUCAGUGUCUCAUUUCCUCUUCUGACUGGCUCUCCCACUCGUGUUGGAGUUUUCCUAGACCGAGAAGCUUGCACUCUCUCAUUUUAUGAUAUUUUCAAACAUGGAGCUCUCAUCUAUAGAUUCUAUGACUGUUCUUUCCCUGAUGCAGUUUAUCCAUAUUUUAAUCCUAUGACAUGUUCAAAGCCAUUAACAGUCUGUGGGCCACCCUCUUAA